Molecule: messenger RNA, 306 nt
Organism: Helobdella robusta
Lineage: Eukaryota; Metazoa; Annelida; Clitellata; Rhynchobdellida; Glossiphoniidae
Exons: 1
Biological process (GO): regulation of transcription by RNA polymerase II
Cellular component (GO): nucleus
Molecular function (GO): RNA polymerase II cis-regulatory region sequence-specific DNA binding; DNA-binding transcription factor activity
Source: RefSeq, a predicted model, not a curated record
CUAGCCAAUCACAUCCGCCAAUCAAAUUCCUCCAGGCCUAAAAAUGACACGUGCGAGUAUUGCGGCAAAGUCUUCAAAAACUGCAGCAACCUCACAGUCCACCGAAGAUCACACACGGGGGAAAAACCCUACAAAUGCCAGCUAUGCCCCUACGCCUGUGCCCAAUCCAGCAAGUUGACUCGCCACAUGAAGACCCACAAUCGUCAGGGGCGGAAUGGCAGCGGGGCCAAAUUGGCACCCCUUCAUUUGUGUAAGUUCUGCUCGACUCCAUUCUCCGUUCUAGCCACCCUAGAGAAGCAUAUGAAG